Molecule: messenger RNA, 935 nt
Organism: Glycine soja
Lineage: Eukaryota; Viridiplantae; Streptophyta; Magnoliopsida; Fabales; Fabaceae
Exons: 1
Coding region: 349-723 (124 amino acids)
Source: RefSeq, a predicted model, not a curated record
UCCAAACACACGUAAUUUGCAUUAACACAAUUCCAAAUUUCAAAAUUUCCCUAAAUUAGGUGUAAAUCGAUUUUCGUCCGUUAAAAAGAAGAAACGGAAAAGACUAGGCUCAUUCUCCAACCAACGGCGACAACAACAAAGAUUCUUUCUAGUUUCUUCCUUUCCUUUCCUUUUUCGUCGCCAACACGGUAAACAAAACCCCCCAAAUUUCCUCAAUUAGGGUUUCAAUCCACAUUCCAAUUCCCCAACCCUCUUCUUCCCAAUCCUCCAAAUCCCGAAACUUUCCCCAACUGGGUCCUCAAGUACGCCACGGCGAGCCCUCGUAGCUCGCGAUCUCAGAAACCAACGAUGCCGAAAUCCUCACGAUUCCUAGUCGUCGCGAUCGCCGUCGCCGCGCUCUGCGUAAUCCUCCCCGUCGCGGCGGCGGCGGAUCUCGAGGACCCCGGCGUGCUGCGGCUGCCGUCGGACAGCCUGUGCGGCAAAACGACGCCGUCUUCGUGCCCGGCAAAGUGCUUCCGCGCCGACCCCGUUUGCGGCGCGGACGGCGUGACGUACUGGUGCGGUUGCGCAGAGGCGGCGUGCGCAGGCGUGGAGGUUGCGAAAUUGGGGUUCUGUGAAGUCGGGAAUGGUGGCUCGGCGCCGAUUCCUGGGCAAGCUCUGCUUUUGGUGCACAUUGUUUGGCUCAUUGUGUUGGGGUUCUCCGUGUUGUUCGGUCUUUUUUAGAUAAUUGGGUUUCUUUAUGUAUUUACCAUGAUCAGAGGGUGUUAUGGUUUUGGUUCUUUGGGAUUCUUUGAGGGUUCUUUUUGUAAAUUGAUCAAACGGCCAUUCUUGUAUUGUAUGUAUGAUUAUUCUUAUUAUUGUAAUUUCACAACUUUCUUGAUUCAUGAUGUUGGUGUGGUUUAUUUUAUGAAUUUAAUUGGAACACGCUUGCUUUC